Schistocerca piceifrons (Central American locust) is the source of this 7600-nucleotide messenger RNA. RefSeq names its product regulator of G-protein signaling loco (gene loco). NCBI's taxonomy places the organism in Eukaryota, Metazoa, Arthropoda, Insecta, Orthoptera, Acrididae. The record is from RefSeq and is a predicted model, not a curated record. Gene Ontology annotation, biological process: signal transduction. The transcript has 13 exons. Gene Ontology annotation, molecular function: protein binding; GTPase activator activity. Bases 408 to 4811 code for a protein of 1467 amino acids.
AUUGCCAUAGUCUGACAAGUUCAAAAUGGCUACAGUUGUAUUAGAUGACACAAGACGUAAAUAUUUCUUUUGUUGACACUGUGCAGUGCAUGGAUGGGAGUGGUGAAGAGGAACAUCAAGAAGGAGAUGAAAGAUCAAGCCAAAUCUGGCUCGUCAGGUUAAGUGUUUGAAAGUCGUUUCAAAUAUGAAUACAAAUCAUGUGUGACAGAUGUAAGUGACUUAACCAUUUAUGCUUUCGUGCCAAGUUCAGGGACUGUAGAGGAAAUUAAACACAGAUAUUUGUAUUACGUGGAAUGUGUGAUGCACGUGCCGGUAUUUCGCAAAUCGGAAGCCCAAAAUAUUCAAAAAUGGGUACGAGAAUUUAAUAUUUCAGAACGCAGUGACAUUUGACAUAACCAGUAUCCAUCAUGCAUCCAAUCAGGCGCCGUAAAAAAAGGCCAAACUACGGAGUGCGAACGGUAGAAGUAUGCAGAGGAAAAAAUGGAUUUGGAUUUACGAUAUCGGGCCAACAACCAUGUAUUCUCAGCUGCAUAGUCACCGGUAGCCCAGCGGAGAAGGCCGGCCUAAGACCAGGCGAUUAUUUGGUUGCUGUCAACGGUCAGAAUGUAAGCAAGGUUCCACACGACGACGUAGUUCGCCUUAUUGGUGGCUCUUCCGGAAUCUUAAAACUCCAGAUAGCGGAGAAUUAUUAUUCUGACAGCUCGGAUGAAGAUGUCAUUGCACCAGCGAGACCGAAACCCAAAUAUCCGCACAAACCACGUAGUGGUGGUCAACAUCAUCGACCUGUGGCGAUACCUCAGCAGAAUCGUGCAGCCAAAGUUGUUAGAGAUCUACGGACAGGAGCAAUGUUUGAAGAACAUCAACAAUUGGAGGUUGCCGCCAUCCCUUCUAGUGCACUUAUCCGCCCAGUGAGUAAACCUAGUAUUCCUCCACUUCAGCGUUGGGAACCGCCUGUCCCAUUCCCAGUACCACCUCCACGUUUAUAUCCUCAUCCACAAGUUGAAAAACCUAGAGAAACAGAGAGAGUCGAGUAUCAGGCUCUUGUCGGGUACCUGGGCACAAUUGAAAUGCCUAAAGAACUCCAGCCUGGAUCCAGACUCCAAGUAGUACGUGGUUGUAUUAGACGACUUCGUGCUGAAAAGCGAGCUCACACGUUAGUGUUGAUGAGUGUGCAUUCUCAUAGUCUUACCCUGAAAAACUGUCAUCAAGCAAUAAUUGCUGAGUAUCCAGCAGAACGUGUUACAUUCUGUGGCUCCAGUUCGGAUGAUGAGCAUCGUUUCUUUGGACUUGUUACAGCUGCAAUUAGAUGUGUGGAUGAUGAAAAUGACAGUGGAGAGACAAUAGCAUCUAGUUCCUGCCAUGUUUUUGCUAUAGAGCUAAGACUCCAUGGCGCACAUUCCGUCCAUGCUGCAAAGGCUGAAGCCUUUAAGCUCAAUUGUAAGACUGACCCAGCAACAGGAUUGUGCAGUGAAUUUCCAUCCUCCUCAGAUCCUGUAAUUGCUGCUAUAAAGGUUCUGUACAGUAACAGGUAUGAAAGAGGUAAUGUUGAAAAUGAAGAACCACUGUUAGCAAACUCACCCCAGCCAAGCAAUGCCAGCAGCACUAACACAACAACAUCAAGUAACAGUGAUUCUGGUAUUGGUUUUAGAGAUGAUUGUGGUAAUCAGUCUGAUCGCAUACUCAUGGUUGAUGUGCAGAAUCAACGAUUACAUAUUCAGCAGGUUGGUGAGGUCCAGGUUCCCAAACCACGUGUUUAUGAGCUAGCAGGAAGAGUCAAAGACAAUGCUAAUGCGAGGUUGACUGUGCGUGCAAUGCCAGAUCCAGCUAUGAACAGUGGAGGUGCAAUGGUAGCAAGUAGUCGUAGCCGAUCACCACUUAGCAGUAGUUCUUGUGAUGAUGGUAGUCGUAGAGUAUUUGCAGAACGUGUGCCAAACAUUCCAGCUUACAGUUUUCCUGUUGCGAGAUCAAAUGAUGACAUGAGUGUCAGCAGUGGAACAAACAGGAGUCAAGACCACUUGGCUUUACCAUAUAAGCCUGAACCUUAUGAAACAGUGAGGGACUUUCACCCACAUUUUUCAGAUAAGUUGGAUCCUGAGUGUUACUCUGUGCCUGGUUUCAGUGGUUUAUGUGGAAAAGGUGUAAGAUCAACUGAAGCUAUGAGUAUAAGUAGUGCACAAAGUCAGGAUCCUCUCCUGUCAUAUAAACUAAGCCCAAAAGUAUUUGGACUUCCUAGGCCUGUUACACACAGCCUUGAAGACCUGAAAGUUCCAGACCCAGCAGGGUUAGAGGACAGUGCAAGUGGGGUAGCUAUACUUUCACCCAAUAGCCAAAGAGGGCAGCAAUGGGGCAGUCUGCAGGAACUUCGGAGCUUUGUUGCUAAUUGUUUUGAAGCUUCACCAGUCCCAGAACACUUGCAUUCUGAUCAAGAAUCGACAAGCUUGGAACAAGAAGAGCCUGAGAAAGGUGUUGCAAGUUGGGCAACAGCAUUUGAGAAACUGUUGGAGGAUCCAGCAGGUCUUCAUACUUUUGCUGAAUUCUUGAAGAAGGAAUUUAGCCAUGAAAAUAUUUACUUCUGGGUGGCAUGUGAAAGGUACCGUGAACUGAAAGAUGAUUCGGAGAGAAAACGAGCAGCAAAGGAGAUAUUUGAGCGGCAUCUGUGUCUUGGAGCCUUAGAACCUGUAAAUGUGGAUUCUCAUGCACGGCAAGUUACUCAAGAUGGGCUGGAACAAGCUCCAGAGACUUUGUUUGUUCAGGCCCAGAAGCAAAUUUUUGACCUUAUGAAGUUUGACAGCUACCCACGUUUCAUCAAGUCUGAGCUUUAUAAAGAGUGUUUGUUGAGACAGCUCUCAGGACAAGAGCUGCCGUACACUGGUGGUGAAGACCUAGAUUCAGGUUUACAGCUGAAGCCCAAAGCAGAGGGUGAUGGUUCACCAAGCGGAACACGCACCAAGUUGAAGAAGAGCCGCAGUGAUGCAGAAGAUCGGCGGCGUAAAUCAUUGUUGCCGUGGCAUCGCAAGAAUCGUUCAAAAUCGAAAGACCGAGGAGAAUCUGAAUACAACAAGAUGAGAAUGAUAAAUCAGCAGAGGGAGACAGAAGAUGCAGUUUCUGUGCGAAGUGAUGUUACGAGCAGUAGAUCAUCCCUAGCUUCGUGGGAUCUUGCACUUAGAGGCUCAUUUAGCAGACAGUCUGUAACAUCAGGAGAACUAGGAGAGCGUGAAACAUGUACUUUAUGUCGUGUGAUUCUCGCUGAUGGAGCAACAACAGUUGUCCAGACAAGAAAGCAUGAAAAUGUGAAAGACAUGGUUAAGAGGCUCUUGGAUAAAAGAGGCCUUCAUUACUCGUCCUUUGAGGUGUAUGUUGGAAAUUCAACGAAGCCUGUACCAUUGGAUGAAGAAUCAUCUGUUCUUGGUGGAAAAGAAGUCCAAGUGGAGCAGAAAGUUUCGUUUCGACUCGAUCUACCCAACAGAAAAACAGUGGGUGUGAAAGCAAAAUCUUCAAAAUCUCUUGGUGAAGUUCUAAGGCCAAUCCUACAUAAAUAUGGCUACAAUGUGGAACUUGUUACACUCUGUCUUAUGAGUGAAAAUGAAGUGCUAGAAUUAAAUUUACCAGUAUUAGCAGUUGACAACCAACGUCUGCAAGUUCUGACAAGAAGUGCCGAAGUGUGGAAGAAUGAUGCAGUCCACAAAACAAAAUCAGGUCCAACAUUGGAUGAAAUAACGAACAGGGUUUUUGAGGAGUUGCUGCAAGGGAAAGCUGAGGGCAGGACAACACCUGAUCAGGGAUCUGUUAGGUCAGAAGAUUGGGGUUCUGAACAUUCAUCAGGAAUAUUUGGCCGCUUCUUAAGAAGAGAUUCAGGAUUACUGGAGAAAUCUAGGGAUGCACGUGGGAAAAGCAAGAAGAGUGGCAUGAACAAGCAGGAAGAGCCUGAGAGUAAAUCAUCAGUUGUCACUCGUGCGCCUCUUAUUGCAAAGUGGAAAGUUGGUGUCAAGUUGCAGGGCCGAUCUGAAAGUGAUGAGUUGUAUGAAGGUUUGAAGAGAGCACAGAGAAGUCGGCUAGAAGAUCAAAGAGGAACAGAAAUAAACUUCGAGCUUCCUGACUUUCUGAAAGAUAAGGAAAAUGCCCCACAGACUGGGAAGAAACUUCGAAAAUUUAGGCGGAGUGAGGACCCAAGCCAAACAAAAUUUUAUGAUUCUACAGAAGUGCCGACAGCACAGGCAGUUGGGAGUAGCCAUGAAAGUUUGCUGCUUGAACCAAACACUAAAAACCCCCUGAACAUUGAUAAAGAGUCAAGCACAGGCUUGGUUCCACACUUCUUAGACAGCAGUUUUAGUGCUGACAGUGUUGUUCCCAGCCCUAGGCAGGCAGAAGAAUACUUUUUAGGUCGAUCUGCUGGAAUUAUGGAGUUCAGUGGGUGCAAAUUGACAAGAAGUGAGAAAAUUGGUGUCAGUGGAACUGAUAAGAACAGUGAGGCAGUAAACAGAAACUCUUCACCCGAUAACACACUGGUGGAAGCAGAUCUUGGAGAUGUGACUCUUACAUGUGAUUCAACAGAUGAGAACAGUAAUACUGCAUCUGUAACAACACGUUCACGGCAAUUAAGUGAUCCACCACCUUUGCCUCCAAAACCUAAGCAUUUACCUUCAAAAGCUUCUUUAUGGGGAGUAAGCAAUAUCCCUCCAUUUCGAGCAUCAACAGAUGCUCCAAAUCCAUGUGCAAGGCUUGUUCGUCCUAAUGAUGUAAAAAGAGAUGCUAAAAUAUGUCGAAGUCGAAGGGCAGUAUAUCUUGAUCAACCAAGCAGCAGCUUUGUGUGAUAUUUGUAAAUAUGUAUUCAUAGUAUAUAAAAUAUGAAAUGUAUGGUGCAGAAGAAAGUUCUGUUUCAUUUAAUUUUAAAAUGAAUGUUUAUACCUUCAAGUACAAACUUCAACCAAACUUUACACAACUGGGCAACAUUUUGUAAUUGUAUUGCAAAUGGCUAUUGUCAUCAAUUAAUCCUUUCCUCUUCCCUCUAUACUGGAAACCUUAUAAUAUUACAUUCACAUUUCAGGGAUUACAGCAUUUAAUCACCUUAAAAAUCAAGUCACAAAUGACUGAAAGUGCACAUUGAAAAGAGGUAGAUUAUACUGUAGUGUCGAAAUUAACACUACUACCUUUUAAAUGUUGUUCCCCCUGAUUUGGUCUUUAGGAACAUUCUGUCCAAUAUGCUCUGUUACUGUGCAUACUUCAGUUUCCAUUACUAUUGCAACCUGAAGAGUGGAAAGGAAACAUUUCUGUGCAAUACAGAUGUUAAAACCAAGGAAAAUAUUAAUAAAUAAUUUUAUAAUGCGGCUUCAGAAUUCAAUUGAUAUUAAAGUUUAAAUAUAAUGUAAAAUUGCCAUUUAUAUAGUUUUUUGUGUUUUGAAAUGUACAGUUUGUCAAAUGUUUGAGUUUUUGUUCUGUAUAGCAGCAGUAGUUACUGCUUUUUAGUAAAGUAGAGCCUUUAACUAAUUCCAUUACUGUUGUUAAAUUUUCUGUUGUACCAGAGUUUAUUGUUAAUUUUCUAUAUCUUGUUAUUCAUGUGAGGCGUAUAAUGGACACACAUUAACUUCUCAGACAAUCAUUCUGUUAUAUCUUUUCAUGUGAUAACUGAAGCUUCCUGUACAUUUUUUAUUACUAUUAUUUACAUUCCGGUGGUUCAGUAUUCAAGAAAUCUAUGUAUGUGACAGUAUUUUAUGAUAGUUAUUUUGGGUAAUGUGGUAACUAAAUAAUUCUAACUGUUGUUGCUGAAUUUUUUGCUGUUUGUAGGUUAUUGACAGCUUUCUGUUCAGAUACAGUAUUGAAAGUGAGUGUUAUUAGGUGUGUGUGUGUGUGUGUGUGUGUGUGUGUGUGUGUGUGUGUGUGUGUGUGUGUGUUAAAUGUUAUACUGAAAUUUCAACAUUAUGUACAGACUGUAAAUUUUCAUCUUGCAUAAUUAUGCAAAGAACAUUUCUCAUUUUUAUGUAUUUUUAAAAUAAUCAUCAACCAUUUUCUUCAUACUCAGAGAAAAAUUAUGUCUCUUUCUUUUCUGCUCACACAAAAGAACUGAAAUAUAAAUGAUUCACAAAAUUUACUGCGAACAAGAUGGAGUAGAAAAUGGCAAACCUUUUAAGCCAAUUGUUAUUCCAUAAUUUAAAUUGUCAAGUUGUUUGGUAUAAUAAUGCUACAGUUGUGUAAGUUACACUUUACAGAAGAAAGAACACUGUAAUGUUUAAAUUGUUGCUCACAGCUUGGGAGCUUUUUGUGAAUAUUUCCAGACAGCCAGUAUUUCAGUUGUGUUCCAUCCUGCUGUCUUUGACUCAUCCUAAGAGUAGAUGGAUGAUACACACCUGAAAUAUCUGUCCUCCAAGUACUGGAAUACAUGGCAGUAUUCCAGAAAUCUCAUUGAAUACUCAAGACACAAGGGAAACUUAAAUAAUCAUAUGGCCAGCUCUGUGCUGCUACAGUGGAGUACUGUAAAAUAAUAAUGACAAAAUUUGAUAUUAUUUCAUCACAUACUGCGCACAAAAUAAAAAUGAUUAUCAGAAAAAUGAAGAAGAAAAUCUAGUUUCUGUUUACUUCAGUGCAUUAAAUUAUCCUGCAUCUUUGUAUUGAAAUGAGAUGAUUUAUUUUGUCAAAUACCCAAUUAUAUUACACCAAAGAGAUAUCAACAUACAUUUAUUAAAAAAUCCAAUGUCAAUGGGCUAUAAUAGGCAAGCAAAGUGCAUGUCUCAUGAUGAGGACAGCACUGUGCAGAGUUCAGCUUCAGGUACUCAGAGUUGCCGUAAGUUCUGGGUGCUGAAUCCCAACUCCCUCAUUCUUACUGUUUCUCCCCCUCCUACUACUCCCCUCAAGUAGCAGUUAGUACUUCUUGCCACUAGCCUAGCAGCUGCCGAUGAGGGGCAGGGGGUGGUUUGUUUGCUUCUGAUUCUCGAAAGAUUGUUGACACAGCAGCCAGAGCCAGCGGUCACUUGUGCACAAGUUGUCUGAGUGUUUGUAUGAAUGUGUGUGUGCCCUUGUUUUUCGACAAAGGCUAUAGCCAAAAAUUUAGUUGUGAGAGUUUCGUCGUCUUUUCUACAUGUCUGUCUGUAGCUCAGCAAUCAUCUCUACAGUGAAUUGCUACCUGUCCUCAUUAGUACAGAUUCUCAGAGUAUUUGCACAAGUUACCUUUUGCAUGGAUUGAUCACUGCAGUCUCAUUUCAUUAACAUGGUGUCUUUGACAUGUUAAUAGCUGGACACAUGAGUGGACUUCCACCAUGGGCCAAAGCCACAGGCCAUUUCUGCCAGUAUCUCUAACAGAUUGGGCUUGCUGAUCUGAAGCCCAUUGUUUCCCAUUAAUGUGCAAGCCCUACCUGUCAGAUCUAGUCUCAUUGAUCUACCCGCAGGCCGGGUCUGUUUGUGUGUGGCAUAAUGCAGUGGAUUUUUGUGGUUGAUCCAUGGACGUAGGACUGUGGUGCUCUUUGUACACUAUGUACUAAUAUAUUUCUCAAAAGAAAAAUUCCACAAUACCUGUAAAAUAAAAGAUAUAACACAGUGGGUAAUAACCAACAAUAACGAACAUAGUAGAACCAGCAUUUUAUUGGCAGUUACCUAUACUAUUGGCUUACAC